Scophthalmus maximus (turbot) is the source of this 3023-nucleotide messenger RNA. RefSeq names its product potassium large conductance calcium-activated channel, subfamily M, beta member 2 (gene kcnmb2a). Lineage: Eukaryota; Metazoa; Chordata; Actinopteri; Pleuronectiformes; Scophthalmidae. The record is from RefSeq and is a predicted model, not a curated record. The transcript is spliced from 7 exons. Gene Ontology annotation, molecular function: calcium-activated potassium channel activity; potassium channel regulator activity. Gene Ontology annotation, biological process: potassium ion transport; detection of calcium ion. Gene Ontology annotation, cellular component: voltage-gated potassium channel complex; membrane. Bases 1976 to 2686 code for a protein of 236 amino acids.
CAUACACACUGUACAUGUGUAGCAUGAAAAGGCUGAGGUGUUUGAGACAACUGCUCCUGAAUUCCAAUGUGGAAGUGCAGCAGUGCCUGCAACAAACAUAGCAAUGGGCCCACAGCGGAGCCACCCAGAGUCAGAUAUUUGAGAGUACAGUUGAGAUUCAUUGUGCUGGACCAUUUUAAGCGUGGCGGCAUUGUACAGGGAACUCAUAUUACUCACACAGGUAUGGCAGGCAUCCUGUUCACUUGGGGUAAGAGUUUAAAUAAGAGGUGGCCAGCUGAUAUCCCCCCGGAGCCCAGACCAUGUUGGAGAGUCACUGCUGACAGUUGCAGCCCAAAGUCUGGAUUAUCAUAACAACCCAGCGACAAGAGGCAACAGAUCACUGGGACACCUGACAGAGAGGCAGUUAUCACUGGAAGGACGAGGCAAAAAAUACAUCCCGAGACAUUCAUCACCAGAGAGCGUGUUGAUAGCAGGCCAGGCUUUGAAUUCCACCGUGCUGUUGAGCAUGCAAGAGCUGACUUGCAAGGCCCUCUAAGGUCAGGCUCUAAGGCCUAGUGAGACUGCCUUGCAUGCCCCACAUAUCAUUAAGGACACCGUCCAUUCCCUGUAAGUUAUUGGGUAGGAAGUCACCUGUCACUAUAAGGCCAACCUCCACAAGCGAGUGUGAGCCACAACCACCAGCAAAUUUACAACUCUCAAAGCACUUUGUAAUCUUUUGCUUGACUGUAAAGUAGACACAGGGGGGUGAGACGGCGUUUCCGAAAGUGUGCGUCUCCAUGUUUAACUGAAAUCAAUACAGUUAUGUGCGGGACUCAAGGCUCUCGGGAGGCAACGGUCAGCGAACUUUUACGAUGGGGGGGAAAAAGUUGGAAAGUUGUAAGAACGAGCAUUAUAUUCAUGUAAGUGUGGCUCUUUGUUGUGCAUAUGCAAAACACAACACUGCGUAAAUGCAGAUCACAUUUAUGGUGUCUUUCGGAUGUCUUGUGUCACACUGGGGUUGACCCUAAUUCCACUUUUCCCCUAAGCAGCUGGGAAUGUAAUACAAUAAGGAAAUUACUCAUCUAAAAGGAACUUGUUGGCUUGUUCUGACUAUGCUGCUCCCAGCUCUCUCUCCCAGGUCAGGUUUUUAUCCACUCGCAAAAAAUUUAAAUGUAAGAGGACUGAAUGACGGCUACAAGAUAUCCAACAAUCUGAAAUUGAAUCCAUGCUGUAUGGACUUUUCUGCAUCUGAAGGAGAGCAUAUACAUAAUAUGACUUAAUGGUAACUCCUGCCUGAUUUAUUGUUUUUUCUCGUUCACCCCUGACUCCAAAUGCAGCAAACUAUUGAUUCUGACAGGACGGUGACAUCACCGCUUGGACAUGAGCAAAUGACCACACGCAAUUAAUAACACGGCCACGUAAACACAUUUGUUACCGAUUGUGUUCAUGAAGGAAUACCUGGCAAUUUCACAAGUGGAUUUGUAUUGACCCUCACCUUGACGCUGACGCUCGGCAGACACAAAAUAUAUAACUCACCAUGUCCCAGCCGCCCAUUCAUUUGCAUCUGAACCAAGGCCAAUGUUGUUUAUAGGACUGCAAGCUUCAUAGAGCAUUGAAUACUGGGUUUUUUGUAAAUGGUUUAGGGCCUGCAGAGAGAGCGAGAGGAGGCACGUGCAAGGUGACCCAAUGACUUUGUGUUGACAGCUGAAGUGUUCAGGAUACGGCAGGUAGGUUUUCAUUUUCAUGGAGUGCCUCACCAGCAUUAACACCUUUCAUCUGGGGCUAUCUGUCAUCUUGUUUACCCUUUUGUAGCGUUUCUUUGUGUUCACAAUGAGAUGUUUACCUGGGGUACUUCCUGUCGCAGCCCAACAUCAUACUCUGACCAUCAGGAACUGCUGCUUGCUGGGUUGUUUGGAGCUGCAUAGAAGCAUGGUCUUUUCAACAAUCUUUCCGUCCGGCUUCAGUGAGAACAGGGGGACAUAGAUCAUCAGGAAAGAUGUUCUUUGUGGCGGGGGCGAAAAAUGCAGCGGCGGCGGGGAGAGGAAAUGAAAGGAGGUCAAUGUACCAGAAAUUUCGUGACGUAGAUAUAUUAGACAAGAAGAAGACAGUGACAGCUCUUAAGCCUGGUGAAGACCGGGCCAUCUUCCUUGGUCUGGGAAUGAUCCUCUCAUCUGUCAUGAUGUACUUUGUCCUGGGGAUCACCAUAUUACGCUCCUAUGCAGACAGUGUGUGGACAGCGGAGGGUGUGUGUGUUGUCCACAACUCCACGGUCACAGCAGACAUGAACUGUUCCUACAACUGUGGGUCAGACUGCUGGAGAGUCUCCAAAUACCCCUGUCUGCAGGUCUACGUGAGCAUCAAUAACACGGGCCGUGUCAGCCGUUUAUCCCACAAUGAAGAGACCCAGGACGCCAGCUCCGAUUGUUUUUAUGUGCCCAGGUGCCAGAGGGACAGUGUUGCCAUGCACACCGUGAUUAUGAACAUCUCAGAGCGACUGAAGGUGAACCAGCAGGUCCCCUGCUUCUACGACCCCACCGAGCAGCAGGAGACCGUCCUCCUGAGCCGGCUGUUCGACCACAGUGUCGUCUUCCACUCGCUGCUCUGGCCCUCGUGCAUGAUAACAGGAGGGGCCCUCAUCAUCCUGAUGGUGAAGCUCACACAGUACCUCUCCAGGCUGUGUGAAGAGAUAGGGAAGAUAAAAAGGUGAAAUCUACGCUCGGCAGCUGCGAAAGCCGGUGAUGGACACGUGACAUGAGAGGGAUUGUUUGAACCAAACCACCUUGCUGUGACCUCUUGCGAAACGUUCCUCUCGAGCUGGGACAUUUGGAACAGCUGAGUUUCACAGCGCACUGAGGAUGUGACUGUUUAUAAAAGUGGAGUGAAUGUUCCGAAGCGGAAUCUGUCAGACAUGUAGUUGGCUCUUAUACGGGGAAAACUAUGACUGGAUUUUGCAUGGUAGUUAAAGCAUUGUAAAAUGUCCUGCUGUUACUUUUCUUUUACAUAGAAGUUCUGUCAUCAUGAAUAUAGUGUAUUUUUUCCACAAA